This is a messenger RNA of Guyanagaster necrorhizus, 1200 nucleotides long. RefSeq names its product UROD/MetE-like protein. Bases 1 to 1200 code for a protein of 399 amino acids. The record is from RefSeq and is a predicted model, not a curated record. Lineage: Eukaryota; Fungi; Basidiomycota; Agaricomycetes; Agaricales; Physalacriaceae. The transcript is spliced from 13 exons. Gene Ontology annotation, molecular function: zinc ion binding; 5-methyltetrahydropteroyltriglutamate-homocysteine S-methyltransferase activity.
AUGUCGACGCGCAAGUUGCAUAUCAACCCCCCGUUUCGUGCAGAGCAUGUUGGGUCAUUAAUUAGGCCCAAAGAGCUUUUCCAGAAACGCGGUCUAUUUGAGCGUCACGGCUGUUCACUUGAAGAGCUCACCAUUGCCGAGGAUGCUGCAGUGCGACACGUCGUGAAGCUCCAGCAAGAUACGGGCAUUAAGACCAUUACUGACGGCGAAAUGAGACGAGGGCUUUUCUUUGAGGGUGUAUUUAACAAGCUGGAGGGGAUGCAGUACAUGCCUGAGCGUCCGUUGAGUGCAUUCAUGGAAUACAUUCCGCACAUCGGUAUGAUGAAAGCAACAGGCACCCUGACCGAUAAGACGAUAUAUUGCUCGGGAAAAAUCAAACGCACACAAUCUUUUUAUGUUGAUCAGUUUAAAUUCACAAAAAGCAUCGUUUCACCAGAGGAUGUCAAAAAUAUCAAGAUGACUGUAUGCUCCCCUUCGUGGUUUCAUCAACGACAUGGUUCAAACUUUACAUACAAUCUCGACGUGUAUAAAAAUGACGAUGAAUACUUUGACGAUCUUGGCAUCGCGUACCGUGCUGAGUUCAAGGAACUAUACGAUCUAGGAUGCCGUCACAUUCAGAUUGACGACCCCACGUUCUGUUUCUUCUGCAGCGAUGGCGUAAUUGAGAAGAUGAAGGAGAUGGCUAUCGACCCGGAGACAUUGCUCAACACAUACAUCCGCGCCAUUAAUGUCACUACUCAGGAUCGCCCGGACGAUUUGACCAUUAGCGUGCAUAUGUGUCGAGGUAAUUUCAUGGGUGCGCAUUUCUGCGACGGAGGUUACGAUCGCAUUGCCAAAAAGGUUUUCAACAAUCUUGACGUUGAUACAUUUUACCUCGAAUACGAUAACGAACGAUCCGGUGAUUUUGACCCGCUGAAAUAUUUCCCCACCAACAAAGCAUUGGUUCUCGGUUUGGUGACCACAAAGACCGGCCAGGUUAUGGAAUCUGUCGAAGAUUUGAAAUCUCGGAUCUACUCGGCUGCAGACUCCUUGUGCAAAGGAAAUCAAGGGCGGUCAAAGGAGGAUGCUUUGAAUCAGAUUUGCAUCAGUACACAAUGCGGCUUCGCAUCGGUGUGGCAGGGCAACCCCAUUACUGAAGAGGAUCAGACCAAGAAAUUGGAGCUGCUAGUCGAAGCUGCCAAGCAGAUUUGGCCAGAAUAA